CUUCUUCUUCUGCGCUUUAAUCCUUGUUUAAGAGACGGGUUUUGUGUGUAUUGUCAGUUAGUUCAGUAGCAAUGGCGAUGGCCAGGUUUGUUGGUGUAAUGCUUUUGGUGCUUUUCGCAGCCAUCUCCAUUCUUGACGCUCAUCAGUUGCAGGUAUCGGCCAAGGAGAUGCAGUACCACUUGGACAGUAGCCGAUAUGGACCAGGGAGUCUGAAAAGCUACCAAUGCCCAUCGCAAUGCUCUCGAAGGUGUGGGAAGACGCAGUACCACAAACCAUGCAUGUUCUUCUGCCAAAAGUGCUGCAAGAAGUGCCUCUGCGUUCCCCCUGGCUACUAUGGCAACAAAGCCAUCUGCCCUUGCUACAACAACUGGAAGACCAAGGAGGGUGGUCCUAAAUGCCCUUAAA
Telopea speciosissima is the source of this 405-nucleotide messenger RNA. RefSeq names its product gibberellin-regulated protein 6. Bases 72 to 404 code for a protein of 110 amino acids. Lineage: Eukaryota; Viridiplantae; Streptophyta; Magnoliopsida; Proteales; Proteaceae. The transcript is spliced from 4 exons. The record is from RefSeq and is a predicted model, not a curated record.